Molecule: messenger RNA, 1452 nt
Organism: Aspergillus nidulans FGSC A4
Lineage: Eukaryota; Fungi; Ascomycota; Eurotiomycetes; Eurotiales; Aspergillaceae
Product: glycoside hydrolase family 1 protein
Exons: 5
Coding region: 1-1452 (483 amino acids)
Biological process (GO): carbohydrate metabolic process; cellulose catabolic process
Molecular function (GO): hydrolase activity, hydrolyzing O-glycosyl compounds; beta-glucosidase activity; cellobiose glucosidase activity
Source: RefSeq, a predicted model, not a curated record
AUGGGCUCUGUAGACUCCCCCGUUCUUCCUUCGGAUUUCCUUUGGGGAUUCGCAACUGCAAGUUAUCAGAUUGAAGGCGCGGUCGAUGAAGAUGGCCGCGGGCCUUCCAUCUGGGACACUUUCUGCAAGAAACCAGGAAAAAUUGCUGGCGGAGCCAAUGGCGACGUGGCGUGCGACUCUUACCAUCGUACCCACGAAGAUAUCGAUCUGUUGAAGCAGUGUCAAGCUAAGGCCUAUCGCUUCUCUAUCUCUUGGUCCCGCGUCAUUCCACUUGGAGGCCGAAAUGACCCUAUUAACGAGAAAGGCCUGCAGUUCUACGUCAAAUUCGUGGACGACCUGCUAGCUGCUGGGAUUACACCGCUUGUGACAUUGUUCCAUUGGGAUCUCCCGGAAGAGCUGGACAAACGCUAUGGUGGUUUGCUAAACAAGGAGGAGUUUGUCGCCGACUAUGCCAACUAUGCCCGUAUCAUUUUCAAUGCACUGAGCCCGAAGGUGAAAUACUGGAUUACUUUCAACGAGCCAUGGUGCAGCAGUGUCCUCGGCUAUAAUGUCGGCCAAUUCGCCCCUGGCAGGACCAGUGAUCGAAGCAAGAACCCCGAAGGUGAUGGCUCCACAGAGCCCUGGAUUGUAGGUCACAACAUCCUUGUUGCCCACGGCACCGCCGUAAAGAUCUACCGCGAAGAAUUCAAGGCUCGUGACGGUGGUGAGAUUGGUAUAACUCUCAAUGGCGACUGGGCUGAACCCUGGGACCCUGAAAACCCCGCGGACGUCGAAGCCGCUCCCCGCAAGAUCGAAUUCGCUAUCUCCUGGUUCGCCGACCCUAUUUACUUCGGCCGCUACCCAGAAAGCAUGAUAAAGCAACUUGGCAACCGUCUCCCGGAAUGGACCCCGGAAGAAGUCGCGUUGGUCAAGGGUAGUAACGACUUCUACGGCAUGAACCACUACUGCGCCAACUUUAUUCGCGCCAAAACCAGCGAGCCGGACCCCACAGACGUCGCAGGUAACUUGGAGCUCCUGCUCCAGAACAAGGCUGGCGAAUGGGUCGGCCCCGAGACACAAUCGCCCUGGCUUCGACCAUCCCCGACAGGUUUCCGCAAGCUCCUUAAGUGGCUCAGCGACCGCUAUAACCGCCCUAAGAUAUACGUCACCGAGAACGGGACCAGUCUGAAGGGUGAGAACGACUUGCCGCUUGAGCAGCUGCUGAAGGACGAUUUCCGCGUAAAGUACUUUGAGGACUAUAUUCAUGCUAUGGCUGAGGCGUACACCUACGACAAUGUUAAUGUUAGGGCUUACAUGGCUUGGAGCUUGAUGGACAACUUUGAAUGGGCCGAAGGUUACGAGACCCGCUUCGGCGUCACGUACGUCGACUACGAAAAUAACCAGAAGAGAUAUCCCAAGGCAAGCGCGAAGGCCAUGUCAGAGAUCUUUGCGAAGUAUAUCCAGAAUGAGUGA